Messenger RNA from Aspergillus alliaceus, 2446 nucleotides. RefSeq lists its product as uncharacterized. The record is from RefSeq and is a predicted model, not a curated record. The coding region runs from base 87 to 2060 and encodes 657 amino acids. Gene Ontology annotation, molecular function: guanyl-nucleotide exchange factor activity; GTPase activator activity; protein binding. The transcript has 2 exons. Gene Ontology annotation, biological process: protein secretion. Gene Ontology annotation, cellular component: endoplasmic reticulum membrane. Lineage: Eukaryota; Fungi; Ascomycota; Eurotiomycetes; Eurotiales; Aspergillaceae.
GUUGGCCAGUAACUUGGAUCCCCUCCCUUGCUAUCAAAUACAUACUCGAUCUUACUCUUAUUUGGGACGGAUAUUCCGUUCCCAUCAUGGCACCUACCGUCCCUUCGGCCAAAUUGACCCUCUCCUGCCCUCUCUUCGCCGCUGACUUCGACCCGCGCAACCAUGGCUUUCUUCUUGUCGCGGGCGGAGGCGGCGAAGGGCGCAGCGGCGUUGGAAACAAGAUCGCACUCUUGAACACUUCUAAACGCAAUGAAAUCUCGGAGGUAGUCGACAUCGAAUUAUCGCGUGACGAAGACUCCGUCACCUCUUUGGCGACUGCGCAUGCUGACGAUGAUUCCAUUAUCGCCUUGGCCGGCAUCAAUAGCUCCGUAGCUGAGCAAAAGCGAGGCAAUAACCAACAUCUAAGAUCUUUUAAGAUUGAUUAUCCCCCGCGAAGGCAACCCUUUGCGACUGAUUCAAUCGAAGAAGCUACAAAGUGGGAAACGUUUACGGAAACAAACGAACGGGUCUCCCGGAAGACCACUGCAUUAUCUCGUGUAUCCCUUUUCCGUAUUAAGGGGGCAGAUAAGGCCGGUAGUCCAGAUACAUACCAAAGGAUAUUGCGACUCUCACCGUGGAAAGACGCCGAGUCCCCGCGUUUGGCGGCGAUUGCCACCGGUUUGGCACCAUCGGGAGAGAUUGUCCUUUUUCAUCCUACCUCUACCCCUAGUGUAACGGAUGUCGUUGGAAGGAUUCGCUUGGGUAGUGAUGAGGAGGCCGAGGAUGUGGAUAUUACAAAUUUGGAUGAUGGGGAUUUCCAGGUUGCGUAUACCAACGGCACCGAUGUGUUCAUCUGUCAGAGCUCGUUGAAGACGAGGUCCAAUGCAUCUCCAGAUGUACAGUGUGUAUACAGCACGCCUUUAUCUGAAGCGACACCCAAAACAAGGCCCAAGUUUCGAGCCCUGCGGUUCCUAUCCCCGACAAUGUUGCUGUUGCUUCGGAAUGCACCAGAUCGUAACGGCUGCGAGCUCAUGCUUCUCGGUAUACAGAGAACGUCAUCUCCAAAAAAAAGGUCUUCCGCGUCUAUCAUCCACCGCAAAAAGCUCCGCAAAGCAGUCAAGAUUGGGCUCGGCCUAGACUCGUGCAACCUGGGGUCAAACUUCGAGGACCAGGAACAAAUCAUCAUUGCCGUUGCGGGAAGCGAUCAAUCAAUUGAGGUCUUAACGCUCGAGUACAACCCUAGGGGAGGAGGAUACGGAAAGCUACGGUCCUACACUACUCUCUACAACGUUCAUCCAUUCGCCAUGACAAAGAUAUGUUUCUCCCCUUUCAAUCCUCCGCAGAACCCAGUCAACCCUGAGACACCACCUCAAUAUAUCAAGCUUGCCUCUGUCAGCAUGGGUAACACUGUCGUCGUGCACACAUUUCCGCUGUCCCCCUCACCACCAUCCAGUCGCUCACCGCGAUACGUGCUAGUCAUGCCGGGAGAGUCGGGUGCGUGGACCAAUUUCACCAGUGGAAUCACUGCCAUGUUAUCCAUCUUUAUUGUCUGCUUCCUCCUUCAGGCUUUCACGGAGGUCAGAGGUGUCAUGCCGCCGUAUCUGGGCGCCACCGAAUGGCUUCCCCCCGAUAUCCGUGCCGCCGUCGCCCGCCCAUAUCAAGAUAUACCGCCCCAUCCUUCGGUGACCACAUCAGCCACUAUCUCCGUGCACUCAACCUUCCCGUCAACAGUCUCCGCCCUACAUCACCGCUCUCUACGUGACAUCAUUCGUGCCCGGCAAGCAGCAGACACAAUUGAUUCCAUCCUCGAUACCGAUCUUGGAGCGGACGCCCCAUCUCCUUCCGCUCCACCACUCACCGCCAUUAUCAUUCGUCGCAAUUGUGAUACUGACGAGAUUCUCAUAGAAACUACAGAUAUGACAUCUCAACACGGAUCUCAUGGGAGCCUUCGCCGCUGGGAGGACCUUGACGAGCACGACCGGUCAACUUGGAAACAGCGACUAGCAGAUACAGGUCAUUUGGGCCGAGAUGAAAGUGAAGCGCUUUUACAAGGAGUUCUUUUCGGGGAACGUUCAGAAUAGUGUGCUCAUAUGCUCCUGGCUUCUCUAUUCCUCAAUAUAUGAAAGGUAUUGGUGAGAAUAAGGAAGCUUGCUGAACACAAGGAGUUUGAAACCGAGGUAAAUCGAGGUAAAUAAGGAGAAACAAGCUGCCUAAGCCUAGGAGUAAUGAGUUUGACGUGAUGUUCUGUCUAUGAUUGCAUGGCUUAUCUGCGGCCAACUCGCCUACUUUUAUUAACAUUUAGUAAAGAAAGAAACAGAUGUACACGCUACCACUCCUGCCAGGCGUAACAUCUUAGAACCGAGAGAGAGAGAAAUGGAGGGCAUGUAGAAUUGAAGAAUACACUGUUAUGGACGUCAACGUCAAAAACCCAUAACGGGCGUCAUUGCAUUCAACUUAAAAACUUGUG